Molecule: messenger RNA, 1833 nt
Organism: Dothidotthia symphoricarpi CBS 119687
Lineage: Eukaryota; Fungi; Ascomycota; Dothideomycetes; Pleosporales; Dothidotthiaceae
Exons: 5
Coding region: 1-1455 (484 amino acids)
Biological process (GO): vesicle-mediated transport; negative regulation of transcription by RNA polymerase III
Cellular component (GO): nucleus; AP-1 adaptor complex
Molecular function (GO): RNA polymerase III core binding; clathrin-cargo adaptor activity
Source: RefSeq, a predicted model, not a curated record
AUGACCAUCAAGUAUCUCAUCCUGCUCUCGCGCCAGGGCAAAGUGCGCCUGGCCAAGUGGUUCACGACGCUCGCGCCCAAGGACAAGGCCAAGAUCGUCAAGGACGUCUCGCAGCUCGUCCUCGCCCGCCGCACCCGCAUGUGCAAUUUCUUGGAGUACAAAGACACCAAGAUCGUCUACCGCCGCUAUGCCUCGUUGUUCUUCAUCGCCGGCUGCGACUCGACCGACAACGAGCUGAUAACCCUCGAGAUCGUCCACCGCUACGUCGAGCAGAUGGACAAGUACUACGGCAACGUGUGCGAGCUCGACAUCAUCUUCAAUUUCCAAAAGGCCUACUUCAUCCUCGACGAGCUGCUGCUGGCCGGCGAGAUGCAAGAGAGCAGCAAGAAGAACGUCCUGAGGUGCAUAGGCCAGCAGGACAGCCUCGAGGAUAUGGAGUACCUCGAUCUGUGCGCCCUCCACGAGGUGAACCUCGCCCUCAACUUCGACACCCAAGACACAGCCAUAAUCGGCGGCUGUGAUCUCUGGACCGUAAAAGCCGCCGGCAGCGACAAGAAACUCUACAAGCGCAUUGAGAAGACGCUCGAGGAGCGACACAAAGACCUCCUCUCUGCCGUUGCAGACCUCUCCGCCCAGUCCGCCGCGCAGUUCAAAGACGACCUGAAUAUCGCGCGCGACACACCCUUUGGCUCUUUCAACGAUGCCGCCAACCGCCAUACGUUUGCGUACUUGAUCGCGACGCUAAACGCAACACACAUCGACUACGACUUCGCCAACACACUCAACCCCGACGAGUUUCGCUGUGAAACACAAAAAAGCUUCAUGCACAAAGUCGACACCACAAUGUUCUACCUCCGCCCGCAGGUCUACUCGGCCGGCCUACCCCGCGGCGCCAUCACACCCCUCGGAUCCCCCAUCUGGAACCCCCGCUCCUGGGUCCUCCUCGACAGCGAAAUGGACAUGAGCGCAUGCGAGUACUUCGCAUGGGAGCCAAGCGACGACCCAUUUGCCGACGACGGCGCCAUCUGGAGCCACCACUUCUUCCUCUACAACCGCGACCGCAAGCGCGUAGCAUAUUUCUACCUCCGCGGCGUCUCCGCGCUGUCCAACAGCCCCAGCGUAGCCAUGUCGCUCAUGUCCAAAGUCAAGCAGUCGACGCACGAAAGUAGCGCUAAUGCGGGGAGUCGCAAGCGCGCGGAGUACUGGCUGGGCGACAGGGCGCGCAAGGGUCUCGAGGCGUAUGGCGAGAGCGACGAGCUGGAUGAUCUGGUUAUUGAUCACCCUGGGGAUGUCGUCGAGGAACAGCAGUGGCAGAUGGAUCUUAGAGAGGUUAGCGCGGAUAGAGAGUAUUAUGAGAGUGAGGGCGAUAGCGAUGUAGAGAGCUUGGUGGGCAGGCAUAGACGGCGGUCUGUGCGUACGAUGAGCGAGGGGCUUGUCGAGAGGAUGGAGCUUUGAGUUUUGAGUGAUUGGGGUGGUUGUCGUUCAACCCGACGGCGCGACGGAGUUGGCGUAUCCGUUAUGACACAGGUAUUUCUUUCCCGUUUUCCCCCUUUUUGUCCCUGUUUUCCCUACGCCUCGACAUUUCAUUGAAGGCGUUUUCAUGGUUUCUGCUCCUUUACCGUUUUCUGCUUUCCCGCAUACUCAACUCUCGCAUGACGGCAAAAACUCGGACUGGACUGGGGCGUUACGGUCGGUGGGAGCGACGCGUUUCCAAAGAUCGUCUGGGGUUGUCUCCCUUUUUUGCGUCUUGGUCGAGAUAUACCCGUGGUUACUUGCGUGUCUGUUUUUUCUUGUUCUUGUUUGUAUUUAUUUGUAUGGGUUUUUGGAGGGGGG